Molecule: messenger RNA, 2733 nt
Organism: Penaeus chinensis
Lineage: Eukaryota; Metazoa; Arthropoda; Malacostraca; Decapoda; Penaeidae
Exons: 3
Coding region: 39-803 (254 amino acids)
Source: RefSeq, a predicted model, not a curated record
GCCAGACGCAAGAGAGAAGGGCAUUCGCAGAUGUCAGGAUGGACAGCAAUAUCUAUACAAUAGUGAGAGCAGGGACUUCGUGUUGGGAUUUAAUUGAAGUGAAUGCGCACCAUGCCAUUUCCAGAAACCUGGAUAGCUUAAUCUGUGAUUCAGAAUGCCUUGAUGCCAUGAAGUCUGUGAAGCCUAGGAAAAAAUUUAAGAAUGAAGGUUUACACUUCUGUGUUUUCUUAAAAGAGCUAAAGAAUUCAAAAACUUUCAGAUCCUCUUUCAUUAACCAUGCCAUGUCUCAGAAUAUGAGGAAAAAGAUUCAACCAACGAGAAAUAAAAAUGAUAUACCAGUUAUAAUCUUAUGGACAAUAAAUGACAGUAUUCCACACAUUAUUGACAAAGAGUGGUGUGUUCGCAUGAAUGAAUGUGCUGUUGACCGUCAGAAUCUAGACACAGUAAUGUCUUGGCUGUCAACACUAGGAGGUGCCUGCUCAGCCCUAGGUGAUUAUGACACUCAGUUUGCAAAGAGGGCAGGUGAAAUAUCUGUUAAGCAAAUGGAAAUUGCCCUGCGUCUAGGUGACCCCUUUGUGAUGUCUCGAUGCCGUCUGUAUUUAGCUAUAUCUAUGAUCCAGCAACGGAGAUUCAAGGGAGCCUCGGCAAUUGUGCGAUAUGAGUACCACAACGCGCACACCUUACCCAAAGAGGCAAGAGAUCACCGUCUCAUCAAAAUGUGCCACGGGAUAUGGACUAAGUUAAGGCACGAAAGACGAGUGCACAGACUUAGUACAAAGAUUAAUUCCAGUCGGACUGUUUAACUUUGUUUGAUGCGACCGGGAAAGAUUGAUUUCGCUGGAAAUAUUGAAAGCCUGGUUGUGUUGUUUUAGGUACUGGCUAGAGAAUCUGUGAUCCCACUUUAUUCUUUUUCUUUUUUCUUUUCUUUCUUUUUUUUUCUUUUCUUUCUUUCUCUCUUUCUUUCUUUCUUUCUCUCUUUCUUUCCUUCUUUCUUUCUUUCCUUCUUUCUUUCUUUCUUCCAGUUCCCCAUACUUUUCCUAUAUUAUUAGAUUUAUUGUGUGCAGUUUUGUCUUAUAGUUACCACAUGCUCCAGCUUUUGUAGUAAAUGGACUAGACUCAGGUAGUAUAGAGACAUUUCUUUGAAAUUACUUUCCAGUUUGAAAAAAGAAGCACUUAAGGAAAAUGUUUUUCUUUGCAUUGCUGUUUCAUAGGCAGACCUUUUCGAUGUAAAGUUAUUUUAACCCAGAGUCUCUGGGAAAAUGUGUUCAUUGUAGUAUUGUUUGUGAAAGGUCUCUAUGCACAAAACUGGCUCAGCAAGUGCUUAGCCACAAAGGAGUCAAUUAGUAGACCUCGUGACCUUACUCGAUUUCACCUUCCCUUUAGUUUGUGGGAAAAACACUUUUUUACUAAUGCUAUCAAUAUCAAUCCUGUUGUUUUUAUUAUCAGCAUUAUAAUUAUUAUAGUGUUAUUGACAUAACCAAGAGCAAUAUUAGAUACCAGAAAAUAUUUUCAAAAAUCAAGGAAAAGAUUAAAGACGUGAGACAGGUAGUACUUGUAACUGGCUCAUUGUGACUUGCAGCCAUCUGUGUGCAAAAAUAAUUAUUAAAUUAAUCCUAGAGUGAGCAUGGCAUGUAUGUACAAGCCAUCCCCAGUGGCUUUGGGUUAAGUUAAUUUCUUUUCUUGUGUAAUAUGUAAAUAUUCAUAAAUACAUAUAUAUCUCAUCCUAUUUUUCAAUAUUAUAAUGCUCUAGGAAUUCUUUAGUAAUCUGCUGUGAAGUUUAGGAUACAUUUUUAUUUUCUGAAGUUUGUCCAGAGAAUAAUGUGCUUUCAGUAGUGUCUUACAACUUUUAAUGUCAUUUCUAAAGACAUUCUCAUAAGAAAAUAUCACACAAAGAGUCUGUAAAUACUUGAAUUGAGAAUAUUCUGAAGUAUUACAUAUCCUUAAUUUGCAUAGUAAAUGGUUACACAUGUCUAUCUUUAUUUUUACAGUUUAAGAAAAGCUCAAUACUGCCCUUUUGUUGUAAGAAAAUGUCAAUAAAAACUUUCUAGAAGUUAUUCACAGACUUUAUCUUCAGUAUUCUUGCCCAAGAGGUGACAUCACUGAAUAAAGGAUAGUUUUCCACAAAAGAAAGAAAAUGAAAUGCAAAGUAAGUCAAAGUUAGUCAAAGAUGCUGGAAUUUCUCUUCACUAUUACUGAUAAAAAAAUAAGUAAAAGCAUUGAAGAUAGCAACCUUUGAUAUGCGCAAAGUACCAGACAUUCAUUUCAUAAGUCCACUUCAGCAGCUGAUUCAAUAUUACAUCUGUCUGCACGAGGGAGAGCACAAUGUAAUAUUAGGUUUACUAUUUUUUCGUGAAUGGAUGGGAGAUGCCAGAGGGUUACCAGAAACCUUAUGAUAACUCAAGCACCACAUCUCAUUCUUUACCUCUUGCCAGCCAUUGCUAUUUAAUGCGUGAAGACCCAGAUACUGUACCCAUCGACUUUAACCACAACUCUAAGUCAUCGCCAAAGUUUUUCAGAAGGAAACAUUUUCUUGGACUUUGAGUUCAUAAAAAAUACGCCUACUUGUGAGCUUUGUAUUGUACUCUCUAGCCAGGAACAAUUUUUUACUGUUCUUGCUUUUUCUUUUUGUUCAUGUAAAUUACCUUUUUUUCCUACUGUAUUUUUAUAUGUGAUUUCCUAAAUUGUUAAACUUAUAAAGAUCCAGAAACUUGAUAUGAUGGGUUUUGUGUAUUA